AUGUUGAAGUUAAAUACAUGGCCCAACACAGCCCCAACCCUAUUCAAUCUCAACUGCUUAACUUCCCCACAACCAUCACCAUUCCAAGUCUCCUACCUCAUCAACAAUUUUGAUUUCUCCCAACAAUCCGCUUCCAAACUUUGCUCCACCCACCGUCUUUAUUGCAAAACCACCCAAAAAUCUGACUCUGUUAUCAACUUUUUUACAAGCUACGGUUUCUCUAAUUCCCAGUUACGCGACAUCAUUGACAAGUCACCAUGGUUACUUACCUGCAACCUCUCCAAAAGGGUGUUGCCAAAGUUUGAAUUUUUUCUCUCCAAAGGUGCUUCUAACUCUGACAUUGUUUACCUUGUCAGCAAGAAUUCUAGAGUCUUGUCUCCUAGCUUGGAGAAUCAUAUAGUCCCAACCUAUGAAUUGAUUUAUAGAUUCUUGCAAUCAGACAAGGAAGUUAUGGCUUAUGUAAUUCAGAAUCCAUAUUUACUCUGUCACUGUCUUGUGCCGCGUAACAUUACAGUGCUGAUUGAGAAUGGAGUGUCUGACUCAAAUAUUGCAAGAUUGAUUCGAAUCAGGAACCGAACAUUGCAGGCGCGACACAUGCUGAGUUUAUUGGAGGAAUUAAAGGAUUUGGGGUUUAAUCCUUCAAAAUAUUCUUUUACUGUAGCAUUGAUUGCCAAAACAUCAGUAACCAAAACUAGAUGGAAUGAGAAAGUUGAUGCCUUUAAGAAGUGGGGUUGGUCUGAUGAAGAUAUCAUUGAAGCAUUUAAAAAGCAACCUUAUUGUAUGUUAAUAUCCAUUGAGAAAAUUAAUUUAGUGAUGAGUUUCUGGGUAAAUCAAUUGGGCUGGGAUGCUAUGGCCCUUGCCGAACAACCGGCCAUUUUUCGCCUUAGUUUGGAGAAAAGGAUCAUUCCAAGGGCCUGGGUUAUGCAAUUUCUUCGGAAUAAUGGUUUGAGAAAUAAGCACGCAAGCUUAACUUCUCCAUUUGUGCCGCCUGAAAAGGAGUUUCUUGAUAGGUUUAUAAAUCGUUUUGAGAAGGAGUCUUCUUAUCUAAUAAAGUUGUACCAAGAGAAACUCAAGCUCGCAGACGCCGGAGACAAAAAUUGCAUGUCAUGA
This is a messenger RNA of Lathyrus sativus (Indian pea), 1110 nucleotides long. Lineage: Eukaryota; Viridiplantae; Streptophyta; Magnoliopsida; Fabales; Fabaceae. The record is from the annotation of a GenBank genome assembly.